Messenger RNA from Fusarium graminearum PH-1, 1002 nucleotides. RefSeq lists its product as uncharacterized. NCBI's taxonomy places the organism in Eukaryota, Fungi, Ascomycota, Sordariomycetes, Hypocreales, Nectriaceae. The record is from RefSeq and is a predicted model, not a curated record. The coding region runs from base 1 to 1002 and encodes 333 amino acids. The transcript is spliced from 5 exons.
AUGCCUGCAGUCUCCAAUGUCUUUGUCGCAGCCAAGGCUGUGGCAGAACUGACAAACGAAACUAGCGACCCAUUACAGGUUAUUUGUGCCUGGCCCGUCUCUGGCCAAUACGGCACUGGUACUCGUGUUCUAUACUAUGUCCUCAUCGCCGCGUGUCUUGUUGCGCGGAGGGAAGAAUGGCUAGUCAAUCCCUGUUUGGCGGCCGCUUUAGUUUUACCAGCUGUUGCUGCCAUUCAUGGUAUCGUCCUAGUAGCGAUGCAUAAUCCCGAUGCUGUUGAUAUGGACAUUUUUGGAGCCUUUCAGCUAUGCGCGAUUGGUAUUCUCGCCGCGCCGGUGACAGUCAUGAUGUCAAAAACAUAUUUCAAUGACCCUGGCAGAAACACCAUCUUUCUGUGGACAUUUCUACUUUUGAUCGGCCUCUUGAGUAUGACCAUCGAGUUCUACCGCAUAGAAACCCAUGACUGUACCAAAGAUGCUUUUGGAAAUCCCGUGUCAAACAUCGCCUCCAACUUCUCCUACAUCGACGGCAACAACUGCGGUCUCAUCUGCUCUACCCAAGACGGCCCUACAUCGCCCAUGAGAGGCGGAUCAGCCGACAACAUAUAUGUCAUUCCCGCGCCGCACACACUCACUUUCGGCGCUGCGACACUUCUUGGGGCUGCAUGUUGUGUACAUGCUGUUCUUUGUCUAGUGUCCAUGUGGGACAGAGUGCUGGAGAUCAACUGGCGCCGACGAUUCGGUCGACAGGAGGAAGAGGAUACAGCCAGUGAAGAUGGAGAUGCUAACAAGGGCGUCAUGAAAACGGUCAACGAUACAAUUGGAUUCUUUUUGAGAAUUCUGGCUGUUCCUGUCUUUGGAGGCGCUGGGUUGGCCAUCUUGAUAGUUGGGGAGAUUAACUUCUUCAGUCCUCCGGUGGAUUACCAGACAGAACCCAUGGCUAAUAUCGAGGCUAAUAUUUCUCAGGUCAAUGGGCUCCAAUCACAGGUACUGCGAUGGCCAUGA